AUGCCUUCGGCCCAUCAAUCGCCAAGCAUUGAGGCUUCCAUAGACUGCCUCAGCCUGGACCUAGGCAGGGUAGCCAUCCCAGCAGAGGCUUGUCUCUUCAGUCUUCUGAGCGAAUGUUUCUCCAAGAUCCGGGCCAUCUUCAACCUGUACGACCCCGACGGCAUCCUUGCCCAGUCUUCUGCCCUGGAGAGGAUUCUGAGCGCCAUCUUCGACACGACCUCUCUCGCCUUCGUCACGGAAAGGACGGUGAGGAUUCUCGCGGGACUCGACGACCACGACAAGUCCUGUCUGUUCGUGCAGGCCGUGGCAGGCAUGACUUUGCUCUUCCGGCGUCUGAGCUCCGUUGGCUCGGUGCUGUCUGAUGCGAUCUUUUCUCGGGAGCUGCAGCGGUUUGCCGAGAGCGAGCACCGACGGUUGAUGCUUGAGAAGAUCGGCGGCAGUUCGCUGUUCAGCUCCUGCUACACCAAAAGCUCCAUCGUCGACUUUGUGAUGGCCGCUAUCGAGGAACAGGAGGUCGUCCGCCGUGACCGCCUGCCUCUAAGCAACGCAGGGGAGGAUCUCUUGAGCGAUGCUGUCGCUUGGGUGAGCGACCGGCCUUGCAAGAACAUGGGGCUGCCGUGGGGUUUCACGAUAAUGACGUUGAACUGA
Messenger RNA from Thermothielavioides terrestris NRRL 8126, 648 nucleotides. RefSeq lists its product as uncharacterized. Bases 1 to 648 code for a protein of 215 amino acids. The transcript is spliced from 2 exons. The record is from RefSeq and is a predicted model, not a curated record. Lineage: Eukaryota; Fungi; Ascomycota; Sordariomycetes; Sordariales; Chaetomiaceae.